UCCUCAUAUCGUCCGUCGGCGUCAUCCGCCGGAAUUUUAUUGUUAACCUAAAGGCGUUAUAUUUUGACACGAGAUAUUUAUUGACGAUUAAAAUGGAAGGAAUUGAAGUACCACCUGUCCCUAAAAGAGUGCUCCCUCCCAAAGAAGAAAAGGAGAAAGAGAGUGACAGUAAAAUUUGUAUUGAAGCCAAUCCAGACCCCAGUGCCCCAAUUCAAAACAAGGGUAUUUUAACAUCUUUUGUGAAUGGCAAGAAGAUGGCUAUUCCUGAACAAGAUUUGUUUGGUCGAUGUAGGUUUGUGUCGGAAUUUGAGAAAUUGAACAGGAUUGGUGAAGGCACCUACGGCAUUGUUUAUCGAGCUCUGGAUACGAAGAAUGAUUGUGUUGUUGCUUUGAAGAAAGUACGAAUGGAACACGAGAAAGAUGGACUGCCUGUGAGCGGACUCAGGGAAAUAUCUGUCCUCUUGAGCUGUCGACAUGAAAACAUUGUUCAGCUAAAAGAGGUCGUCGUUGGAAAAAGCCUUGAAAGGUAA
This is a messenger RNA of Macrosteles quadrilineatus (aster leafhopper), 530 nucleotides long. RefSeq names its product cyclin-dependent kinase 10-like. Gene Ontology annotation, molecular function: cyclin-dependent protein serine/threonine kinase activity; ATP binding. The coding region runs from base 93 to 530 and encodes 145 amino acids. The transcript has 4 exons. Gene Ontology annotation, biological process: protein phosphorylation; regulation of mitotic cell cycle. Gene Ontology annotation, cellular component: nucleus. NCBI's taxonomy places the organism in Eukaryota, Metazoa, Arthropoda, Insecta, Hemiptera, Cicadellidae. The record is from RefSeq and is a predicted model, not a curated record.